Messenger RNA from Meriones unguiculatus (Mongolian gerbil), 1620 nucleotides. RefSeq names its product chromosome 16 C6orf141 homolog (gene C16H6orf141). NCBI's taxonomy places the organism in Eukaryota, Metazoa, Chordata, Mammalia, Rodentia, Muridae. The coding region runs from base 66 to 575 and encodes 169 amino acids. The record is from RefSeq and is a predicted model, not a curated record. The transcript is spliced from 2 exons.
UUAGCUGGAGUUUUCCUCCCGGAACUGGAGAAACAGGACGGUGUAGAUGACCUCCUCGCCCCCGCAUGGAGCCCAGGAGACCCCGGGGGUGCGCCGGGCGCUCUCCGCGCGGGGUGGGGUGUGGGCCACCCUUGGAUCCCGGCACCCCGAAUCCCGCGCUGGCGGGGACUGAUAGGGACCUGUCACCACCAGGUGGGGACUUGAGGUCGCAGACAGGAGGGAAUCUGGAUUGCCAAUCGUGGGUCAGAGAGAAAGUGCUCUUUCUUCUGCAUCCCGAGAGGUGGCUGGGAGCACAAGCGGACCCUGCUUACGCAGAGCUAGUGGACCUUCCCCCGACGGUCGGAGACCACCGCGACUCCGAGCCCGAAAGCAAGCUUUUCCGCAAGCGCAUUGCCACUGCCCCCGGAGCUCAGUCCCAGGACCCUGAAGCCACACCCAGGUCUUUGUUGGUGCGGGUCGUGGAUUACCAGGUGACGCAGGAGGUGCUGCGGACCGCGUGGACCAAGGGGCUUAUGACCACCAGGACGGAGGAGCGCUCCGUGACCGCAGUCACCUUUCGUACUCCGAGGGAGUGACACAGCUUGUGGGGCAUCUGGACCCCAGCCAAACCUGGACGUACCCCACGUCGCCGAGGGAGGAUAGUUUAUCGCCCCAGUGAUCUGAUUCUCGGAAGAGAUUAAACACAGAGAUCUCUGGAGGCCAAGGAAUGUUCCAGGGCUGAGGAUGCGAGAAAAAUGCUUGAAGAACCAAUUCUAAGCAGCCUUAGACUUCCCCUAUGGUUUAAGCGUCUCACAAUCACUAAAAAGAAGAAACGAUAUUUUUAUAUUGACGGCUUGUGGGAAUUUGAAAGCGCAAAACCUUAGUCAGUUCACCUGUUGGCGUCCUUUGCAAUUAACUCGCAUUGGUUGUCUACAUUUCUCUUUCCUGUUGAACAGCCAAAAGCAGAGGAAAAAUUUGAGGUGAAGAAUGUUUUGGCCUUGCACAAGCUUUGAGGGAAGAGCAUCUGGACUUGUCCUCAGUACCAAGACUCUCUCAGGAUGACCAAGUCUUAGUUCUUUGACUUAACCUUUAUCUCGCAGAAAAACAAGUUCAUCUAACAUUGUGUUUCUAAGAUCAAUUUUGUCAAAGGUUCCCAGAGGUCCAUCUGGGCACAAAUGACUGGAACAAAUGUUAAGGUCACAUAACCACCAUGGGUCAGCCAACUCUUUACCUCUUUUUUUUUUUUUUUUUAAUAUGUGCUUCUUAAUUGUUUUGAGGCAAUGUCUCAUUGUGUAUCCCAGGCUUACUAUGGACUUGGUGUCUAGCCUGUGAUAAUUGAACUGGAGAUCUUUCCACCCCAGCCUUCCACAUACUGAGAUGACAGUGUGUGCCAGAAUGCCUGACCACCACUUCCCUUUAAUCCUUUAUCCACAACUGCUAUUCCCCGUGAUAUUUGUUACACUUGACUUGCUGUUGUAUAGAGGUACCACACUAUCUCUUGCUAUUAAAACUCACUGUGACUUUUUUUUCUAAGAUUCUUUUAAUUUUAAAUUAAUUUGUGAAUGAGUGUCUGCCUAUAUGUACACAAUGUAUAUUUGCCUACAGAGAACAAAACAAGAUAUUAAAAUCCGUAAAGUUGGA